UGUUUGUUCCGUUCCCCCACUAAGGCUGAACCCCCAAAAAUGAAAAAGUACGUGUUAGAUUUAAGUUAUACCUUUUCUGACCAUCGCCGAAAGAUUUGCAUCGGACGUAGGCCAGAAUGGACUGCGGUAGGUCAAUUGAAGCAAGCCGUUGCCGAUCUGUUUCACAUUCCGUCCGAGGUGUUUGUCUGCUGCGAGCACGGUAUCUACUAUCCCGACACGGAACACAUCGACAUUCUGCCGGAUAGUGUAACACUCAAGUUUGUGACGGCACAAAAGAAGGCAAGCAAUUCGGACUCUGAGGAAAGCGUUAAGAUCGUGACCGCACCGAAACGCAAAAGCUGCGACCAGCAGAUCAAUGGUUCAAACGAAAUCUUCUUGCUGGAUAUCCCAAAACCAAAGCGAAGGCGCGUACGGAAGCGCAAGUUGUCCGCUGCUGCCAAGGCUAGCAAACUUUCUGAAGACACCUCCGAUGAAGUGGUUGUUCAAGCUGAAAAUGGACAACCCGAAGCCAAAUUGAAAUCACCUGCUAAGGAACCACGAAUCGAAAGUCGGAUUGCAGAUGUAGUGGUUGUAGUUCCUUUCCGGAAUUUACGUACCGAAUUAAAGGCUAGAGUGGUACGAGCUAUAUCACCGUCAAUUCCCGAACCACCAGCACAACACAAUGGCAUUAGUAAUGGUGGAGAGAACCAUGCAACUGUAGGCACUCGCAGCCCGGAACCCAGUGGUGCUGAAGAGGAAUCAAGUGUGCCUACUGUUAACGGGAAUGCGGCUGGAGAAAUUACCGCUGUAUAAUUGCGUAACUGUUUUAGGUCAUCUUCACUGGUACACGAAUCAAUUCUUAGGGCGGAUUGGACCUUAUCUUUCGAUUGAUCGUCCGUAAAUAUUUUGGAUUGGCAUUUUCUAACAGAUCAUAAUUAGCGCGGAUACGCCGCUCCGGAUUUGGCACUGACGAGAAUGUUCGAAGCAGCAAAGGCGAAAAGAAUCGCUCAGAAGCCAGCUGUUGCAACGGAAAGACUAAAUCCUAGAAAAUGUGAGACAGGUAGUGUUUGAUUUAAGUUCGCUUUGAGUAUGAUCGAUUCAGUGCCCACAGCAAAGAAGUACUUUUCA
Molecule: messenger RNA, 1107 nt
Organism: Anopheles darlingi
Lineage: Eukaryota; Metazoa; Arthropoda; Insecta; Diptera; Culicidae
Exons: 3
Coding region: 40-792 (250 amino acids)
Source: RefSeq, a predicted model, not a curated record